Molecule: messenger RNA, 1113 nt
Organism: Cercocebus atys (sooty mangabey)
Lineage: Eukaryota; Metazoa; Chordata; Mammalia; Primates; Cercopithecidae
Gene: CD3G
Product: CD3g molecule, gamma (CD3-TCR complex)
Exons: 7
Coding region: 50-679 (209 amino acids)
Biological process (GO): positive thymic T cell selection; cell surface receptor signaling pathway
Cellular component (GO): membrane; alpha-beta T cell receptor complex; external side of plasma membrane
Molecular function (GO): transmembrane signaling receptor activity
Source: RefSeq, a predicted model, not a curated record
GGAGGCUCUGGGUUCUUGCCUUCUCUCAAGGGCUCCAGCCCGAACGGGGAUGGGCGGAGCCAGUCUAGCUGCUGCACAGGCUGGCUGGCUGCUAAGGGCUGCUCUGUGCUUUUGCCAGAGGACAGAGACUGACAUGGAACAGGGGAAGGGCCUGACUGGCUUCAUCCUGGCUAUCAUUCUUCUUCAAGGUAGUUUGGCCCAAUCAUUUGAAGAAAACCGCAAGCUUAACGUGUAUAACCAAGAAGAUGGUUCAGUACUUCUGACUUGUCAUGUGAAAAACACAAAUAUCACAUGGUUUAAAGAAGGGAAGAUGAUAGACAUCCUAACUGCACAUAAAAAUAAAUGGAAUCUGGGAAGUAAUACCAAGGACCCUCGAGGGGUGUAUCAGUGUAAAGGAUCAAAGGACAAGUCAAAAACACUCCAAGUGUAUUACAGAAUGUGUCAGAACUGCAUUGAACUAAAUGCAGCCACCAUAUUGGGCUUUGUCUUAGCUGAAAUCAUCAGCGUUUUCUUCCUUGCUGUUGGGGUCUACUUCAUUGCUGGACAGGAUGGAGUUCGCCAGUCAAGAGCUUCAGACAAGCAGACUCUGUUGCCCAAUGACCAGCUCUACCAGCCCCUCAAGGAUCGAGAAGAUGACCAGUACAGUCACCUUCAAGGAAACCAGUUGAGGAGGAAUUGAACUCAGGACUCAGAGUAGGUGUUCUCCUUCUAUUCAGUUCCCAGAAUCAAAGCAAUGCAUUUUGGAAAGCUCCUAGCAGAGAGACUUUCAGCCCUAAAUCUAGACUCAAGGUUCCCAGAGGUGACAAAUGGAGAAGAAAGGCCAUCAGAGCACAUUUGGGGUUUUCUCAAAUAAAAUAAAAAUAAAAACAAGUAUGGUGUUUCAGAAGCGCCACCUAUUGGAGAAAAUUGUAAAAGAAAAAUGAAAAGAUCAAAUAACCCCCAAGAUUUGAUAUAAUUUUUUGUGUUGUGAUUUUUAUUUCAUUUUUGUAUAGACCAUAAUUCACAUGGCUCAAAUAUUCAGUGAAAGAUCUCCCUCCACCACCAUCCCCUGCGACCUAGUUGCCCUCUUCAGAGACAUACUGUUUCUCUUUUUUUUUUUUUUUUUUUUGAGAC